AUGGAGUCCAUUAUUAACAGCCAGCUCAUGCGAUACCUUGAGGACCACCAGCUCAGUUGUGACCGACAAUACGGAUACCGUCACGGUCGCUCAGCUGGGGCUCCCCAGUGCCAGCUCCUUCCACUUGACCGCAUCCAACGCAGAGCUGCUCGAAUCGUCGACGACCGAGCCCUUUCCGAUCGGCUCGAUUCAUUGGCACUGCGAAGAGAUGUUGCAUCCCUUUGCAUUUUCUUUCGCAUCUACCAUGGGGAGUGCUCUGAGGAAUUGUUCGGAUUAAUCCCAGCCGCCAAAUUUCACGAACGCACAUCGCGGCAGAACUCCCGAUACCAUCCACACCAUCUGGAUGAUUGGCGGUCCACCACUGUGCGAUUUAGAAGAUGUUUUCUUCCUCGCACGACUUCCUUGUGGAAUCGAUUACCAUCAGCAAUUUUUCCGGACCGAUACGACUUAGGGACCUUUAAGAAAAGAGCGUACUCCUUUUUAAAAGGCCGGCAACGCAUCUGCGAUUCCCCUGGUGUUGCAGUUGUUCAUGGGCGGCGGUAG
Messenger RNA from Parnassius mnemosyne (clouded apollo), 543 nucleotides. The record is from the annotation of a GenBank genome assembly. Lineage: Eukaryota; Metazoa; Arthropoda; Insecta; Lepidoptera; Papilionidae.